GACUAUCGGUUACUAAGCAACAGAGACGCGGUUUUUGAUUUCUUCAACGCGGCUGCUAAACAUGGCGGAAAGAAAAACAAAGUCUGCAUUGCCAAAGGUAAAGAAGCCUUUGUCUGCCAGAUCUGAAAAGCAUUCUGAUCCUAAUAACCGGCCACUAUCAGCACCUGUCAAGAAACAACCACAAACAGAUUUACUGGCAAAAGAGGAGGAAUACAAACGUCUUAAUGCAGCCCUAGAAGCAAAAACAGCUGAGCUUGUUCGAGAAGCUGAAAGAGUCAUGAAAGAACAGCAAGAAGUAUUGUCAAGACCAGUUUCCUCAUAUGUUGACGACGACAUUGAAGAUUCUAGUCAUAAUUUGGGAACUCCUGAGAUAAAAAAAAAUGAACCACCUAUUUCAAAGAAGGUCUUGAACAAAGCUGAUGCUAAGUCAAAGCCUCCAAAACAAAACAGACCCCAGUCAGGUCAUCAAGCCAAGAAACCAACCAGCACUCCAGGGAUCACCUUGGCAGAUGAUGUUGCUGUCCUUGAGGAUUUGGUUGACUUCUCUUUGGCAAAAACCAUAAGUAACAUUGAGGAAAAACUGGGCAAAGGAGAUGGAAUGGAUGAUCCAGAGGAUGAUGUCAUUCCUGGUGCUUGCAAUGAAAUGGGUUCAGAGUCACAGAUACGAUUUCUUAAAGCAAAGCUGCGAGUGAUGCAGGAAGAAUUAGACCGGCUUACUAAUGAGUGUAACAAGAAGGAUGAUGAGAUUAGCAUAUUAAGUGGUAAAGUGAAAGAAAUGGAAGAGGAGCGUUCAAGGCUGCAACGAACAACAAAUAUUCAGCAGACGCAAGUUGAAAAAUAUAAAAGUCUUGCAGAGGAGAAUGGCAAGAAGAGUGAUGGAUUCCAGCAUCAGCUCUCUGCUCUGCAAAAGGAGCUGGAGAAUCACAAGAGAGCGCAGAAACAAGCAGCAACCACCCAUGGAGCUACUGAAGUGCGGCUAAAUAGGGCCUUGGAAGAAGUGGAGAGAUUUAAAUCUGAACUGAACAAAGUGAAACAAUGUAGUAAGGACACUGCUAACCAGGAGCAUCACAAGGUGGAACAAUUAAAGGCUGAAAAUAAGAAGCUCGAGAAGCAGAAAGCAGAAUUGAUGACAGGCUUUAAGAAACAACUUAAACUGAUAGACAUUUUAAAAAGACAAAAGAUGCAUAUUGAAGCAGCUAAGAUGCUUUCAUUUACUGAAGAGGAAUUUAUGAAAGCACUGGAUUGGGGAAACUCAUGAUACACAUCGGUGACAAAGUUAAAAGAGGACUGAAUGGCCAAGACCGAUAAUACAUGACACCUGCUGUAAAUAUGAAACAUGAAGUUUAAAGUCUGGUUACAGAACUAAUGCAGGAUUCUAUUUGGAUCAGCAGCGCAACAAUAUUACUUUUAAGGGCCAGCAUCUAUGGCAAUGGUGGGGAAAUCUUGAAGAGAAUGGCCUAAGUCAGGGGUGUCCAAUUCCAGUCCUGGUGGGAUGCAGUGGCAGCAGGUUUUCAUUCUAACCCUCUUCCUAAUCAGCGAGUACUAUUCACCGCUAAUUAACUCCUUUUCCUUCUUUUUCAUAGCCCUAAGGAUUCAGUCCUUUGAAUUGAUUUGUUUCUUCAUUAAAUGGCAGCCAAACAGAAAUGAGAUAUGAAACGACCCAACAGAUGACCAGCUAAACUGGAACGUCAAACUCCAGCCGAUUUCACUCCAACCAAUUUCUUAAUGAGAAGCCAAUUCUUGCUGUUAAUUAAAGCCAUUAUUGAAUAUCAGGACUUGUUGCUGCUCUCGUUCUGCCACAGCAGACUAUUGAUUUUCUGUUUUUUCUAAGACCACCGUCAAGAUGUUUUGGUGACCUGAACAGACCAAUAUGACUGACACCUUCACCUUUUUUAUUUUCUGGUGAGCUGUUUAUAUGGCGGCUUGUUUUGUGUCUCAUUAUUGUUUGGCUGCUCAUUAAGGAAAAAGAAACAACUAAGGGGUCUGAGUCACGUCAAUUAAAACUGAGGCAAAAACAAGUUAAUCAGCAGCAAAAAAGGCUCACUUAUUAAGAAGAUGGUUAGAAUGAAAACCUGCAGCCACUGUGGCCCAACAGGACUGGAGUUGGACACCCCUGACCUAAAUGGUUCAUCAUAUAAUCUGUACUAAUGAAGUUUGUGCUGUGCAUUUGGCUUUGUAUUAGGAUGUCACAGUUAAAUCAGUGCACAUUUGAGAGAAAAAGAGAAAUGCUAAAUGUAGCUUGAUUGAGUUAUUUUAAAAGUUAAGCUAUAAAAGUAUUUUUCUCUUCUCUAAACAAAGGUUAUUCCAUUUUAAAAUCAACAUCUCUUCAAUGUCCGACUGCAGCUCAUCACACCUAUAUCAGUUUGUUGGAUAUCCCAUUCCAAAAGCAUGGCCAUUAAUAUGCAGUUGCAACCUUUGUAGAUAUCCGCAAGAGUUUGGAUUGUGUCUGUGGGAAUAUGGGCCCAUUCAGCCUAAAAAGCAUUUGGGAGGUUAGGUACUGAUGUUGGACGAGAAGACCUGGCUCACAGUGGACGGUCCAACUCAUCCCAAAGAUGUUCAGUAGGGAUGAGAUUAGGUCUCUGUGCUAGCCAUUCAAGUUCCUCCAUGUCUUUUUGGACCUGGUCAUCCUGGAACAGAAAAAGGCCUUCAACAAACUGUGGUCACAAAGUUGAAAGCACACCAUUGCCCAAAAUCUUUCUGUAUACUGCAG
Messenger RNA from Erpetoichthys calabaricus (reedfish), 2710 nucleotides. RefSeq names its product testis expressed 9 (gene tex9). The coding region runs from base 62 to 1258 and encodes 398 amino acids. Lineage: Eukaryota; Metazoa; Chordata; Cladistia; Polypteriformes; Polypteridae. The record is from RefSeq and is a predicted model, not a curated record. The transcript is spliced from 12 exons.